AUGGCAAAGGGCAAAUUGCUGGAAAUGCUCUUAGUUUGUAUUACGGGUGGUUCCCUGUGGUGUGGGGCUACAGUCCAGGUUAGUCUGGACGUGGGAUCGUUCUUGCCUGGGUUAGAGCCCAUGGUAGCCUUGUUGCUAGUUCCGCAGGUGUAUGAAGCAUUCAAAGUGCUUGUCAUGAAUUAUUUGGAUGUAGAAUCACAUGAGUCGUUUGGAUCCAUCGAGAGUUUGUUGGGGGAAACCGAUAUGACUCCGGCUGAUGUUGCUGAGAAUUUGAUGCCUAAAUCUGAUACAGAGGAUGCAGACUCUUGUUUGAAGAGCUUGAUUGAAGCUCUUGAGGCUGCUACGGUGGAGGGAAGAGUGAAGGCAGAGGAAGAAGCAAAAUUAAAGGAAAUAUCUUGUAAUGCUGAAGACGAAGUGAAAUGUAAUGGAACAAAAGAUGAACUGAAAGGAACAUCAGUUGCAGAAGUCAAAGAAAAUGGCGUGACCCCGUGA
Messenger RNA from Prunus armeniaca (apricot), 492 nucleotides. The record is from the annotation of a GenBank genome assembly. NCBI's taxonomy places the organism in Eukaryota, Viridiplantae, Streptophyta, Magnoliopsida, Rosales, Rosaceae.